AUGAUUGAUGCUAUUUUAGAGAUUGCACAUGUUGAGAUCUUCAUCCUAUUUAAAAGGAUGUUUUCUCGGCGAUUUCUUUGUUUGGCAUUUGAAGUGAAGACUAUAAUCAGAAGAACAUUUUGUGAUUUUAAACCGGACUUCUCAUUCGGCGACCUCGACAGACCUCGUGUAGUAAAAAGUCACAAGCCAAGAUCUCAGUCAUAUGCGGACCGAAACUUUGUGGAUUUCAAAGAGGUACAGGUCAUUGCUGGGAAAGGUGGAAAUGGCUGCUUGAGCUUUUUGCAGUUGCCGCAAACUGAAUGGGCUGGACCUGAUGGUGGCGAUGGUGGUAAUGGUGGACACAUUAUAUUUGAAGCCUCCAGGAAUGUAAAAUCUUUGGGACAUUUGAAGUCUAUUAUACGAGGUGCUGAUGGAAAUAAUGGUAGGAACAAAAACUGUCAUGGAAAGAAUGCAAAACACACAAUAGUUAAGGUGCCUCUUGGCUCAGUUGUGCGGAACAGUGAGAAAAAAAUCCUUUCUAACCUUAAACGGGAUAAUCACUAUUUCCUGGCUGCAAGGGGUGGGGCUGGUGGCAAAGGGAAUCGAUUUUUCUUGACCAAUGAGGAAAGAGCACCAACAACUGUCGAAGAAGGAGCCCUAGGACAAAAUUUUCAUUUGUCAGUUGAACUGCAGACCUUAGCACAUGUCGGCUUAAUUGGCUUUCCAAAUGUGGGCAAAUCCACUUUGUUAAGAGCAAUAUCUCGGGCUCGGCCCAAGGUUGCAGUGGCAGAUAUUCCAGGUUUAAUUGAGGGAGCUCACCAGAAUCGUGGCCUUGGCUUCUCCUUUUUACGACACAUUGAACGCUGCAGUUGCCUGUUAUACGUCAUUGACCUCUCCGGACACAAAUGCUGGACGCAGCUGACUGCUCUCAAGGCAGAACUUGAACAAUAUCAGAAAGGACUUUCCAAAAGACCCCAUGCCAUUGUUGCUAACAAGAUUGAUCUACCUUGGGCUAAGAAAAACCUUGAGCACCUCAAGAAUGAGGUGAACCUGCCAAUAUUUGCAAUUUCAGCCAAGCACAGAGUAAACAUGGAUCCGUUGUUGUCUCAGAUACGUUUGUUGUAUGAUAAUAAUGUUGAAUUAGAGAAAGAUUUGGAUGAAGAAGAGUUUUAUUAA
This is a messenger RNA of Acanthosepion pharaonis, 1155 nucleotides long. NCBI's taxonomy places the organism in Eukaryota, Metazoa, Mollusca, Cephalopoda, Sepiida, Sepiidae. The record is from the annotation of a GenBank genome assembly.